CGUGUUCUCUUGACAGGUAAGCUGUGGACGCCUGAAAACAAGUCACUACUGCAAGUCACGUCGUCGAAACAAUGUUUCCCCGUUUGUAUUUUUAACUAAAGCCCGUCGUCUCGCGGGGGUCUCGGGAAACUUUCGGACAUGGCGUGUGCCGAUCCAGAAUUGGACGUGGCGAAGAUUCCUCUGAUUGCGCUGAAUGUGAGCGUGCGGAAAAAGUUGGGGCUGUAUCUCAACCCCAGGAACACAGUGGCCGCGGACUGGAUGGCCGUCGCAGAGGCCAUGGGCUUCACUUACCUGGAGAUAAAGAACUAUGAAGCAGCUCGCAGCCCCACUGUAAAGCUCCUGGAGGACUGGCAGGCCCGGUCCACAGACGCCACGGUGGGGAGGCUGCUCUCCAUCCUGGAGGAGGUGGAGAGAAAAGACAUUGUGGAGGAUCUUCGUCCCUUAAUAGAUGAGGAUGUCAGGAAGUAUUGUGAAAGUCUGAAGAAGAAGGCUGAACCCCCUGUUCAGGUUCAUGAGGUUGACAGCUGUGUCCCCCGCACCCCAGAGAGGUUCGGCAUCACCCUGGAGGACGAUCCCGAAGGGGCUCCUGAGCUGUUUGAUGCCUUCAUCUGCUACUGCCAGAGUGACUUCGAGUUUGUCCAUGAGAUGAUCAAGGAGCUGGAACAGACAGAGUACAGGCUGAAGCUGUGCGUGUUCGACAGAGAUGUCCUCCCGGGCUCUUGUGUAUGGACCAUCACUAGUGAACUCAUUGAAAAAAGGUGUAAGCGGAUGGUGGUGGUGAUUUCUGAUGAAUACCUUGACAGCGACGCCUGUGACUUCCAGACCAAGUUUGCUCUCAGCCUCUGUCCCGGAGCUCGAAACAAACGGCUUAUUCCAGUGGUGUACAAGUCAAUGACAAAGCCGUUCCCCAGCAUCCUACGCUUCCUCACCAUAUGUGACUACACCCGGCCUUGCACUCAGGCCUGGUUCUGGGUACGGCUGGCCAAAGCUCUUGCACUGCCAUAAUCAUGGAGCUGGCAGUUAAUCGUGUUUAAAGAUGCAACAGGGAUGUUGGACAAUGGCUAAACAUUACAGGCUCAAGUGUGCUAUUGCUUGUGAUCUACGUCCUGCUAGCUUCGGAACCCACUUCUUGUUUACUGUGUAUAUACAGUAUAAUUUAAAAUACUACUAUUUGUGUUUACUAUGAGAAUGACAUAGUAAUUUCUGAAUAUUAUCAUUAUAAUACCAAAUAACCGCAAAGUUCUCAGUGCACGCAGCCAUUGUUAUUAUUAAAAUUUCAAGAAUAACAGGUUGUGCCUGCAACUAUUUUGUAUUUAUGAGUUACUGGUGAGAAAGAUUUAUUUGUAUAUGGAGCAGCAUGUACAAAAUGCUCUGUUUGCUCUGUUUUGUUUUUGCACUGGCCACUUCCUCUAUGAGUCAGCUUCUAGAUGAGAUUGAAGCUAAAGAGGAAGAGAUAUUGUGAUUGUGAUACUUCCACAUGUUCAGUUUUAGUGACUGCUGACACCUGCCUUUCGCUCUCACUUUCUCUGUCACCAUAAUGUCUGACAUUUGAAUUUGUAUGAUUUUGUAAUUUUGAUAUGGUCUUUCUAAGAAUACUUUUAUAAAAAUUUAAUAAAUUCCACCUUGAAUAAA
This is a messenger RNA of Micropterus dolomieu (smallmouth bass), 1632 nucleotides long. It is a transcript of the gene myd88, whose product is annotated as MYD88 innate immune signal transduction adaptor. Gene Ontology annotation, molecular function: TIR domain binding; Toll-like receptor binding. The record is from RefSeq and is a predicted model, not a curated record. Bases 139 to 1005 code for a protein of 288 amino acids. The transcript is spliced from 5 exons. NCBI's taxonomy places the organism in Eukaryota, Metazoa, Chordata, Actinopteri, Centrarchiformes, Centrarchidae. Gene Ontology annotation, cellular component: plasma membrane. Gene Ontology annotation, biological process: positive regulation of canonical NF-kappaB signal transduction; MyD88-dependent toll-like receptor signaling pathway; innate immune response.